AAGAAAAGAAGAAAGGUGAAAAGACAAGCCAUUGGCAAAAGAUCGACCUUCAAAUAACACUGGUAUGAUCCCCACCGGACUCCGAUUCACCGGUUUCAGUCGACAUAGAAUUGCCACUCCGCACACUCUAGCAGCUCACUUCUUCUCGAUUCCUGCUCGCACUCUAUAAUGGUGAAGACUUACGUGAGAGAGAAUGUGCCCCUCUCUCGUUUUGGUGUAUUGGUAGCUCAGCUGGAAUCCAUAGUUGCGUCCGCUGCUCAACAACCUCCGGAGCCCCUUCUAUGCUUCGAUCUUCUAUCCGAUCUCAUUUCCGCCAUCGAUGAAGAACCCAAGGAAUCUAUACUGUUGUGGCAAAGAAAAUGCGAGGAAGCACUCUAUUCUCUACUCAUUCUUGGUGCUAGACGACCAGUGCGUCAUCUCGCAUCAGUAGUAAUGGCAAGAAUUAUAUCCAAAGGAGAUACAAUUUCAGUAUAUUCACGAGUUAGUAGUCUUCAAGGGUUUCUGUCUGAUGGGAAAAGGAAUGAACCUCAUAAGCUUGCUGGCAUUGCCCAAUGCUUGGGAGAAUUAUAUCAGCACUUUGGGAGAAGAAUCACUUCUGGUUUGCUUGAGACGACCAUUAUUGCUGCAAAGCUUAUAAGAUUUAAUGAGGAUUUUGUGAGACAAGAAGCUCUGCAUUUGCUUCAGAAUGCUUUAGAAGGAUCGGGGGGUACUGCAGCUGCUUCAGCGUACACUGAAGCAUUUCGUCUGAUUACUCGUGUGGGGAUUGGUGAUAAAUCAUUCAUUGUUAGAAUAGCAGCUGCAAGAUGUCUGAAGGCAUUUGCCAACAUUGGAGGACCAGGGUUGGGGGUUGGAGAACUUGAUAGUUCAGCCUCUUUUUGUGUUAAGGCACUGGAGGAUCCAAUUGCAUCUGUUCGGGAUGCAUUUGCUGAAGCUUUGGGUUUGUUACUGGCUCUUGGAAUGAAUCCUGAAGCUCAGGUUCAACCAAGGGGAAAAGGUCCAUUCCCUCCAGCAAAGAAACUAGAAGGCGGUUUGCAUCGACAUCUAUCUUUGCCAUUUAGUAAAGCAAAUGCACCACGGUUGAAGGAAAUUCGUGUUAGCCUUACAUUAUCUUGGGUGUUCUUUUUGCAGGCCAUUCGUCUCAGAUAUCUGCAUCCAGAUACUGGACUCCAAGAUUUUGCACUGCAGGUUAUGGAUGUACUUCGUGUAGAUACUUCUGUGGAUGCCCAUUCAUUGGCUUGUGUGCUCUAUAUUCUUAGGGUUGGCAUUACUGAUCAAAUGACAGAACCCACCCAAAGAAACUUCUUGGUUUUUCUUGGAAAUCAGCUGCAAUCUGAAGAUGCUAGCCCUUCAAUGAAGAUUGCUUGCUUGCGUACUUUGUCUUAUACUCUGAAAACUUUGGGAGAGGUUCCAUCCGAGUUUAAGGAAGUACUUGACAGCACGGUUAUUGCUGCCGUUUCUCAUUCUUCACAACUUGUACGCAUUGAAGCCGCUCUAUCAUUGCGCACAUUGACAGAGGUUGAUCCUAACUGUGUUGGUGGGUUAUUUUCUUAUGGAGUAACCAUGCUAACAGCUCUAAGAGAGAAUGUUUCGUUUGAAAAGAAUUACAAUUUGCAAUUGGAGCUUGAUUCUUUGCAUGGUCAAACUGCUGUAUUGGCAGCUUUAGUGUCUGUAUCUCCCAAACUACCUCUUGGUUAUCCAUCUAGAUUUCCUAGAUCAGUGCUUGAAGUGUCAAAGAAAAUGCUGACAGAUCCCUCCCGAAAUCCUGUUGCUACCACCGUAGAAAACGAAGCUGGAUGGUUGCUUUUAUCAUCAUUAUUAGCUUGUAUGCCUAAGGAGGAACUUGAAGACCAGGUUUUUGAUAUUCUUUCCUUAUGGGCUGCGUUUUUUUCUGGAAACAUGGAACAUGAAAUCCAUCAAACUGGGGAUUUGACUUCUAGGAUAUGUGUUUGGUCUGCUGCCAUUGAUGCGCUCACAGCAUUUAUUAGAUGCUUUAUUUCUCCAGAUGUCACAAGUGCUGGGGUUUUUCUUCAACCAGUGAUUGUUUACUUGAGCAGAGCCCUAUCCCUUAUUUCAAUAUUAGCAACCAAGGAUCUUGCCAGUUCGAGACCUGCAUUAAACAUCUUGAUCAUAAGAACAUUAAUUGCUUAUCAGUCUCUUCCUGAUCCGAUGGUGUAUAAAAAUGACCACUCUCAGAUUAUUCAGUUAUGCACAAGCCCUUUCAGAGAUGCCUCUGGAUGUGAAGAAAGCUCGUGCUUGAGGUUAUUACUUGAUAGACGAGAUGCAUGGUUGGGUCCUUGGAUUCCUGGAAGGGAUUCAUUUGAGGAUGAGCUUCGUGCUUUUCAAGGAGGAAAAGAUGGGCUUGUUCCAACGAUAUGGGAAGAAGAAAUUUCAAAUUUUGCUCAGCCAGAGACAAUAAACAAAAAAUUGGUGAACGAGAUGCUUCUGUGCUUUGGCGUUAUCUUUGCUUGUCAGGACAGUAGUGGAAUGCUGUCUCUUCUUGGAGUAAUAGAGCAGUGUCUGAAAACCGGAAAGAAACAGCCGUGGCAUGCUGCUAGUGUCACUAAUAUAUGCGUGGGGCUGCUUGCAGGUUUCAAGGCGCUUCUUUCUUUCCGUGUGCCACCUGUAAGCCUUGAGAUUUUAAGUUCUGCUCAGGGUAUUUUUCAGAGUAUUAUGGCUGCUGGAGACAUUUGUGCAGCACAACGUAGAGCUGCUGCUGAAGGUCUUGGGUUAUUGGCUCGUCUUGGGAAUGAUGUUUUUACUGCAAGAAUGAUCAGAUCGCUGCUUGGUGACCUAACUGGAAUGACAGACUCUACUUGUGCUGGAUCAAUUGCUUUUGCACUUGGUUGCAUACAUAGAAGUGCAGGAGGGAUGGCUCUAUCGACAUUAGUUACGGGAACAGUAAAUUCAAUAUCUAUGCUGGCUCGGAGUUCAAUUACCAGUUUGCAGACAUGGUCUUUGCAUGGACUUCUUUUGACCAUCGAAGCUGCUGGCUUGUCCUAUGUAUCCCAAGUUCAGGCAACUCUUGGGCUAGCACUGGAUAUCCUUCUAUCAGAGGAGAAUGGAUUAGUUGAACAUCAGCAAGGAGUCGGUCGCCUAAUAAAUGCUAUUGUUGCUGUUCUUGGUCCUGAGCUGGCCCCAGGAAGCAUUUUCUUUUCACGUUGUAAGUCAGUUGUUGCAGAGAUAAGCUCUUGGCAAGAAGCAUCAAUCAUGCUUGAGAGUGUCCGAUUUACUCAACAACUUGUUUUGUUUGCCCCGCAAGCCGUUUCUGUGCACUCCCACUUGCAAGUUCUUCUUCCAACAUUAGCCUCUAAACAGCCAACACUAAGACAUCUUGCUGUAUCUACACUUCGGCAUCUUAUUGAAAAAGAUCCAGUUCCCAUCAUUGAUGAGCAAAUAGAAGAGAGCUUGUUUCAUAUGUUGGAUGAAGAAACUGAUUCAGACAUUGCAAAUAUGGUGCGUACUACAAUCAUGCGCUUACUCUAUGCAUCGUGCCCUUCAUGUCCCUCUCACUGGAUAACAAUAUGUCGAAAUCUUGUUCUUGCUACAUCAACAAGGAGAAAUAUUGAGUAUAAUUCCAACUCAGAAAAUGAUCCUUCAAAUGCUCUGGACGGUGACAUAAAGUUGAACACUGGAGAUGAUAAUGAGAAUAUGGUUUCUGGUCACAAGAGAGUUCCAAUACCUGGACAUGCUCUAGAGUCUUCCAAUAUUAUAAUUCAGAGGGAUAAACACCUUAGAUAUCGAACCAGAGUUUUUGCUGCCGAGUGUCUCGGUCAUCUACCUGGUGCGGUUGGAAAGGAUGCAGCACAUUUUGACCUUUAUUUAGCAAGGAAUGAAUUGGCUAAGGGGCCCUCCUCUGGUGAUUGGCUAGUACUUCAUGUGCAAGAGCUUAUUUCACUUGCUUAUCAGAUUAGCACAAUUCAAUUUGAAAGUAUGAAGCCAAUUGGUGUUGGACUCCUAAGUUUGAUUAUUGAUAAGUUUCAACACAUAGCUGAUCCCGAGCUUCCUGAUCACCUUCUAUUGGAGCAAUAUCAGGCCCAAUUAGUAUCUGCAGUUCGGUCUGCCUUAGAUGCAUCCUCUGGCCCUAUUCUUUUGGAGGCAGGAUUACUGCUGGCCACUAAGAUCCUCACAAGUGGAAUAAUUGAUGGUGAUCAAGUUGCUGUAAAGCGCAUCUUUUCAUUAAUAUCACGGCUAUUGAAUGACUUCAAGGAACUCUAUUAUCCUUCUUUCGCUGAAUGGGUCUCAUGCAAGAUUAAGGUUAGACUUCUGGCUGCACAUGCCUCUCUCAAAUGUUACACAUAUGCACUUUUGAGGAGACAUCAGAGUGAAGUUCCACACGAGUAUCUAGCACUGUUACCGUGGUUUUCAAAAACUUCAGCUGUAUUGGGGAAGCAUUGGAUUGGGGUUCUAAUGGAUUACAGCCAUACCUGCUUAUUCUUCCAUCCCAAGAAAAGAUGGAAUCCGUUUCUCGAUGGAAUUGAAUCACCUCUUGUUAUAUCAAAGUUACAAUCUUCACUAGAAGAAUCCUGGCCAGUUAUUUUGCAGGCCAUUGCACUGGAUGCACUUCCAGUGAACCUUGAUGGGAUUGCAAGCUCGUCUAUUAAUAAUGCAUCGGAAAACAACUUUUUAUCUGGAUACAGCAUGGUUGAACUGGAAUGUGAUGAAUAUCAAUUUCUGUGGAGCUUUGCUCUUUUUUCUUUGUUUCGUGGACAUCAACAUCCUGGGAAAGAGAACAUAUCAAUAUCUUCUACCACAACAAGUGUUGUUGAGGAAUCUCCUAAGGAAACCACCAAUUCUAUAGAACUAAAACUCUAUGAAAUUGUACUACCAGUGCUCCAAUCUUUGUCAACUGUAAAGUUCUGUAGUGCAGGAUAUUUUACGGUUGAUAUCUCCAUAGAACUUCUUCAGGUUUUCUCAUAUUACACAUUCUUGGAUAUCUCUUGGAAUUCUCUUGCAGCAUCUGUGCUGUCCCAGAUUGUUCAGAACUGCUCAGAAAAUUUUCUUCAAGAGGAGGGUUUUGCUUAUCUGGCAUUGGAAUUAUGUCUGGCUUUUCUUUUUCGAAUGUAUCAGAGUAUGAACUUUAGACAGCUAGAUCAUCAUCCAAAUUGGGAGGAUUUGGUAUCAUCACUAUUUGUUACAGUUAAGGUACUCAUGGAGCGCUUUGAAUUCAAGAAACAAAUUCUAUCUUUGCUGCUGGCCUUUUUCUCAGUUGGACUCAAAUACUUUAGGGACACGUCAACUGAACUCUGCUUAUCUAAAGUAAAUGAUUUUAUUAGGUCUUUUGGCCAUAUACUAGAGAAACUUAUCCAAGGUAAGCUUUUGGAAAUAGUAACUGGUUGCAAAGGAUGUCAAAGUAUUUCCAUGUCCAACUUAGAUAGAACCAAGCUUGGCGAGGAUAGUCUUCGUAUGAAAAUACUUCUUGGAACUUGUAUGAAUUUGGUUGUGGAUUUAUGCAACAAUUGUGUUGAGGGCAUUCAUUUGGUUAAGAACAAAAGCUCCAAGCUCCAGAGACUACUGCAAGUAAAGCUUGCUUUUUCUCUCGAGCAAAUUAUUUCACUUGGAAAGCUUGUUUAUCUUGCUGGGUGCCUUGAAGCAGAUGUCGAGAUUGAGAAAGUAUGUUUUUCUGUUUUCAAAUAUGGGACUGAAUGCAUCAGAAACGUACUUCACGAUUCAAAUUUUCAGGUUCAGGCAAUUGGAUUGCAAGUACUAAAAGGAAUGACCCAAAAAUACACAAAUAACGAAGAAAAAGUUUUCCUUCUGUUUUUUGUUGGGGAGCUCAUUGGAGAUGUUUUGGCGACGAUUGAUAUGGUGCUAAAGAAACCAAUAACUAAAGAAUCAAUAGCGGUUGCGGUUGAGUGCUUGAGAUUCUUAGUGCUCCUACAAACAGUGUCCAAUGUCGGUGAAUGCCAGAAAACGUUUAUGAAUCUGCUUUUAGAAGCCGUCGUCAUGGUUUUCUCUGCAUCUUCAGGCUCUAGGGAACUUGAAGAAUUGAAGAGUACAGCGAUAAAGCUUGUUUCUCAUCUUGCUCAGAUACCUGCCUCUGCUGUUAUUUUCAAGGAUGUCAUAUUGUCAAUGCCAGUGAUGCAUCGGCAACAACUGCAGGGGGUUAUUCGUGCUUCUGUGACACAAGAUCAACAUCCAACUCAGAAGAAUCUCUCAACACCAAUACUGGAGAUAAAAGCACCAUUGAUAAAGGUGAAUAGAGAGCAAGAUUCCUCUUCACACACGGCUGAGUGCAGCAUUGAAAACAAUCCCGCUAUUGUCAGCGAAGAAGAUGAGGAUGAAGACGAGGAUGACUGGGAUACUUUCCAGUCUUUUCCUGUUUCCUCACGAGAAGUAAUUACCGAUAACGUCACAGAAUCUCAUGAAACUGAGGACUCCAAAGUUAUUGAAAUUAGUAGUCCUAGUGUUAGCAUGGAAGACGUCGCUCCCCUUCCAAUUCACGAAUUGAAGAUUGAGAAUACUGAACAUGAAGAAACCAGUGAAGAGGUAUCGGCGUCAUUGAGUCAGAGAUCUUCAGACGGAGAUCAAAUUAGCGAGAGGAGCAGAAUGCAAGAAGUCAGUGAUCGAGAAAGUGGAAAUGUUGAUAUCGUUCUCAAUCAGGAACAAGAACUAAGUGAAGGGACUGAACAAGUAGUAUCUCAACUUCAACUAGCUGAAGGUGUAGAAGCUUCUGCUAUAGUCAGCUCCUCGGAGGAUCAUAAACCAGUGGACAAAAGCCCAGAUAACAAAACCAAGCCGGUAACUUCAGAUCGUGAAAUACUUGACAAUGAAGCAGAAAAUGAUCGUGUCAGAGUAUACAAAGAAGGCAAUGAAACCGAUAGCUAAAACUUCGAGCAUUGACAAUGAACAGAGGAAUGAAAGUUUAUGAUUACCAAUAUAGAAGCAUUGUUAUAGUAGAUCCAUUGUUCAGGUUUACAAUAGACUUGUAUUGUCAUCAUGCUUGUAGGUUAAAUAUUAGGUGUUCUUUUUCUUACUCCCAAUAUCUUUAUUAAUUUCCAUCCUAUAUAUAUUUACAAGUAGGGUGGCUUUUGACUUUAUGUGUUGGCUAAAUUUUGUAAAACAGGACGUGAUAACAUUGGAAUUUUGAGAAUUUAGUUA
Cucumis melo (muskmelon) is the source of this 7098-nucleotide messenger RNA. Its product is annotated as protein SWEETIE. Lineage: Eukaryota; Viridiplantae; Streptophyta; Magnoliopsida; Cucurbitales; Cucurbitaceae. Gene Ontology annotation, biological process: carbohydrate metabolic process. The transcript has 48 exons. The coding region runs from base 169 to 6825 and encodes 2218 amino acids. The record is from RefSeq and is a predicted model, not a curated record.